AUGAUAGUUGGCUUGGGGAGCUUCGUUGAGGGCAAGGCUACGCUUCGGGGUUCAUGGCUUGAGGCGAGCGAGCAAGACACUGCAACACGGCAAUCUGGAGAGGCCGUGGAGGGCAAAUUGAACAAGCGGCAACAGGAUAUACAAGACGUCCAGGAUAGCCCCGAAUCUCAGCAACUUCCUUACCGCCCCUCUGCCAAAGUCUCUUCAAAACCCCCUCUUUCGAACACUAUCCGGAAGGAUCCCGAUUCUAAGGUCAAGCCUACGACAACUUCAGCAACCCAUUCAUCAAGUGGAACCGAUUCAAGAUUGAUUUCGAAUCAACCAAAUUCGGACGAAGCGAAUCAGCAAAAUAAGGCGACGCUCAGAAGCUCUGUUUCAAUUGACGACGCACCAGAGGAAACUGUCCCAUCUGCUUUCGAGAAGAUCUUCUCCCGGGCGGCAAACUUGAUCCGAGAGUCUAUCGAGGUGGAAGGGGUUGUUUUCCUUGAUGCAAGAGUUGAGUCGUUUGGAGAGCUUGACCAGGAUGAAUUCCAAAAAGCGCGUGAAGCGUGGGUACACGGCGCAACAACAAGCAGCGAUGAAAGUGCAGACUCUGGAAGCCCGCCAAGGCCCAUGCAUCCCUUCGCCUCGGGCAUUGAAAACAAAGAUAUCACCACUUGCCGAAUGCUAGGCUUCUCAACGUCAACAUCCUCUAGCAUCGACCAUGGUAAGCCGGGCCACAAUUAUGCAAUGGGUGAUUCAUUGUUGAAGGCCCUAUUGGGUCGAUACCCACAUGGGAAGAUCUUCAACUACAAUGAAAACGGAUUACUGUCUGAUGACAGUAGCGGUGGUAAUACCUCCCGCAGCGCCGAGACGAAUUCAGGCUCGGAAAGGAAGAAGAGAAGGCGGAAGCCUCACCAUACGCAAAAUGCCAAUGCUCUGGUUAAAGUCCUUCAAGGUGCCAGAAGCAUUAUCUUCUUACCUUUGUGGGAUUCCCACAAAGGUAGGUGGCUUUCUGGGAUGUUUAUCUGGACGAAAUCUCCAGAACGCGUCUUCACUCCCGAAAUAGAACUCACAUAUCUUCGCGCUUUUGGCAAUAGUGUCAUGGCAGAAAUCCAUCGAUCUGAUGCUGAAAUGGCGGAGAAAGCCAAAACAGACCUGCUCAGCAACAUCUCACAUGAGCUGAGAAGCCCUCUCCAUGGAAUAUUGGGAACUGCGGAUAUUCUCAGUGACACGGCCAUGAAUAUGCUUCAGCAAGGCAUGGUACAUACAAUUGAGUCGUGCGGCCGGACGCUUUUGGACACCAUCAACCAUUUACUCGACUUCACCUACAUGAAGAAGUUCAAAUCUGACUCAGGGGAGAAGUAUGCGAAUCAUGAGAAACAAAUUGAUGUACCGGAUCUAAAACCGGCAAAGCUCCAGCGCAACCCACCAAACAGCAGUGACAGGGCCUAUGCCCCUGUGCAGCUUGAUUCCGUUCUUGAAGAGGUAGCGGAGAGUGUUUUUGCUGGUCAUAGCUUUUACCAUCAUCCCCGGGCUCAGCCUCAGAAGGUGACCAACAAUGAAUCUUCCAUGUCCAUCUCCCUACCAACAGAGCAGGUGACUAUUAUACUCGACAUUCAAGAGGCUGAAGAAUGGGCCUUUCUCACAAGCGCUGGUUGUUGGCGACGCAUUCUGAUGAAUGUUUUUGGCAAUGCACUGAAGUACACCCCUUCGGGCUUCAUAUAUGUGGGACUGAAGUCAGCUCCCCACAACCGCCAGAUGAGUGAUAGUUCUGAGGGUUCCACAGCCUCCGAGGGGCUGGAUAGCCAAUGCUUGGUCACCCUGACUGUCAAAGACACUGGCCAGGGCAUUAGCGCGGAAUACCUUCGGGACGGCCUAUUCACUCCUUUUUCGCAAGAGGAUGGACUAGCCCCUGGAAGUGGACUCGGUCUCAGCAUCGUCCGCCAAGCGCUCGUCUCUAUUGGUGGCUCUAUUGAAGUCUCUUCUGAAAAAGGUCAUGGCACAGAAAUAUCAAUUGAGGUGCCUUUGAACGUUGCCCCAGAAAAAGAUACGUCGGAUGGUGCUUCAUCAAACGAGGCUUACAGAGAGAUAAGAAAAUGGGCGGAGGGCAAAACCAUUGGCUUGUUAGGGUUUGCUUCAUCGCUUGUGUCACCGCGAGACAUUACCCUCUACAAAUCUCUGGAGCAUUUAUGCCAAGACUGGUUCCAUUUGACUGUCAAACGGGUGUCUCCUUCCGCGGAUAACAACGACCCUUGUGACUUUUACAUGGCGGUUCAAACAGAUCUCGACGACCCAGAUGAAGAGCAAGACCAACUGCAAAAUAUCGGCUCCAUCAUCGAUGGAAAAGAUUGUGACGUUUCGCCCCUCAUUGUCAUUUGCGAGUCUCCUGAAAAGGCGCAUACCAUGUUCGCACGUGCAGCGAACCAAAAGCGAGAAUCCAUUAUCGAAUAUAUAAGUCAGCCAUGUGGACCUCGCAAACUAGCCAAAGCGUUGAGUCUUUGUAUUCUUCGGCUAGAUGGUCGGGAUCCUGAGGCCAAUAAGCCAACUCACUGGGUCGAAAUGCCAAACUCGUCAAAAAUCCCGCUCGAUGUUGGGCCCCGGGACCCGCCCAAUGAAAGAAUGAAACUCGGCAAACGACCAAUGUUAGACACCACGGGAUCCUCUGAGAAGGAACACCUCAAAUAUGAUCUCGAUGACCGAAUCAAAAGCCCUACACCUAUCGCUGAAGGAGCUCCGCCGUCCAUCGCAGCAGAAGAUACAGUCAACGAUGAGUUAUCAGUUUUACUGGUUGAUGAUAACCAAAUAAACCUGCAAAUUCUGGUUGCUUAUGCAAAGAAAGAGGGCUGGAAUAUCAUGACGGCAACAAAUGGACUUGAGGCUGUAAAGACUUUCCGGGCCCACUCUGGAAAGUUUGCAGCAGUCAUCAUAGGUAUGCAAAGCUCCAUCUAUUUCAACACGUUCUAA
Molecule: messenger RNA, 2946 nt
Organism: Penicillium canescens
Lineage: Eukaryota; Fungi; Ascomycota; Eurotiomycetes; Eurotiales; Aspergillaceae
Product: hybrid sensor histidine kinase/response regulator
Exons: 1
Coding region: 1-2946 (981 amino acids)
Biological process (GO): phosphorelay signal transduction system; protein autophosphorylation
Molecular function (GO): histidine phosphotransfer kinase activity; phosphorelay sensor kinase activity
Source: RefSeq, a predicted model, not a curated record